Messenger RNA from Temnothorax curvispinosus, 1860 nucleotides. RefSeq lists its product as uncharacterized. Lineage: Eukaryota; Metazoa; Arthropoda; Insecta; Hymenoptera; Formicidae. The transcript is spliced from 9 exons. The record is from RefSeq and is a predicted model, not a curated record. The annotation marks the transcript as partial.
UAUCGAAUAGAACCGAACGCGACUUGGACGGUGAAUGCUUGAGGGCGUUAGCGAGAACGUUCAGAAGACUUAACCCAACGUCGUUUUGGACGGACUUUUUUAUCCCGUGUCAGGACGAGGACCGUUAUUGAAACUUUGUCGGAGACGACUCUCCCGUUCUACGCAUCUCGCGCGAUCCAGCGCGCGCGUGCGCGCGCGGUGGGAUCGCUCGAACAGAUCGGCGAGAGGGGGUCACGCAUCGGGUGGACGUUGUAAGCGUCUCUCGGCGCCUUCUUUUCAUUUCCCUCGAGGGGCCACGCCGACCUUUUAGAAUUCUCAGACGAGAUCCGAUCGCACGGCCAAACGCAGGAAACACGCCGGUUGCGGCAGGUCGCGAAGAACGGAUCCGAAGAUGGCCUACAUUAUCUGGCCUUAUCGAUGAGAAGAACCACUCCAGCCGCGCCGUGCGAGCGACUUGACUAGAAAAGGAGAAAUCCAGCCGUGGAAAGGAAAAAAAUGGGUCAAGCGUGGUGCAAGGAGAGAACCUCCAAGGCCCAGGACUCCAAGUCUCCGUUGGAUCGGGUUUUUGUACGAUGCGCGCAACGGAUUUAUCCAGGUUUAAAGGAGGAAGGAUCGGUCUUGGGAGGCGCCACGCAGAGAGUUACGAGCUCCGAAAUAGGAUACGCCGGUUCACCGCCGAGGGAAGCGCUCACGAGGGGACGGAGCAUAGACUCCGUGGACAGGCCCUUUCAUCCUAGCGACUGGGUGGACGUCAAUCUCGAAGUGCCUAGCCCGCCUAGAGCGAGCUCGACUCUCACCAACUCGUUCGUCGACACUAGUCUGCGUCUCGCCGCCACACCUACGUUCAGCUGUUCCAAUCUGAAGGACGUCACUCCGGUGCCACCUCCGAGGCGAAAAAAAAGGAACAGGAGCAGGCCCUUGCCGCCGAAACCGGACGAGAUUCCUGAGAACGUGACCAAUAAUUUGAGACGCGGCGAUACGUGCGAGGAACCGUUAUACUUGUCGGUCAGAUCGCCGAAGACGGGUAGCAGCGACCAGAACGGUGACGUCGAGGCGCGGGGAGCGGGAAAGACCUGCACGGAAGAUCCGAAGCAUGACAGUCGAAGGUUGAAAGAGAUUUACGAACAUAAGGUUAACGGCACCGGAAGGAUAAUAUCUAGCGAGGUGGUUUCCGGCAAGAGAACGCCCGGCGACAAGAAAACUUCGAGGACUUCGGAGUCGGGCCACCAUCACCGGAAAGCUCUCGAGAAUGAAGAAUACGAGAGAUGCGCCCGGAAUCAAUCGAUCAAGGACACUUCGGCUCCUAAUCGCCAGGACAGACAGAAGUCGAAGGAGCUCGAGAGGCGGAUCAGGGAUUCCUCGAGAGACGACGACAGACCGGAAACAAAUACAAGGACAAAGAACUACAGCACCGUUAGCUUGCCGAAUUACGAUGAGCUGGACGUGUCUAGGCAUCCCCCGAGAAGCACGGCGAACGACGAAGGAGGUGUGGGAGAGAAAAUGAAGUCGAGGAGACCCGUCAGAUGCAGUACGGUCUCGCUUCCGGCCGAAUCUUUCCUGUCGCCCUUUUCCGAGAAAACCAGCGUGUGCUUGGAGGACUACAUCCCGCGACGUGGCAGCAUCGAGCACCUGUCGCUAUAUCAGGUGCUGGGCAAGUUGGACUCGAGCGAGAACGAGGUCACCGACGGCGGAUUCAUAAAGUACGAUCCGAGUAAAUUGGAGGAUUGGGACCUCAGUGACAUCGGUAAUUGCGACUCGAACCAACGUCUCUCUGUCGAGAAUACGCCGCGGAUUGAAAUCCAUAACGAUGAGUCUGCGGAAAGUGGACUUUCCGAUGGUAUAGACGUUGUCGACCACUCG